Messenger RNA from Lasiodiplodia theobromae, 1653 nucleotides. Its product is annotated as WD repeat containing protein. Gene Ontology annotation, biological process: DNA-templated DNA replication; rRNA processing. The transcript is spliced from 2 exons. Gene Ontology annotation, molecular function: protein binding. Gene Ontology annotation, cellular component: nuclear pre-replicative complex. The record is from RefSeq and is a predicted model, not a curated record. The coding region runs from base 1 to 1653 and encodes 550 amino acids. Lineage: Eukaryota; Fungi; Ascomycota; Dothideomycetes; Botryosphaeriales; Botryosphaeriaceae.
AUGUUGACGGAGCACUUCCUAGCCUCGAUUGGCACCACGAACAGGAAACCGGACACUUCUUCCGCCACCAAGGAUGCCGGCAUUUUUCUCCACGAGCACCAGCCGCUUCUCGCGCAGCGCCACGCUUUCAAGAAAAGUGCUUGUGCCCCGAACUGCGUUGCUGUCAGCCGAUCGCACGUUUUCGCCGCGCAGAUAGACAAGGCAGUCGUCAAUGUCUACAGCAGGGAGAAGGGAAACCAGGAGGCUACAGUUCCAUUCCCUGAGAGGAUCACAAGCCUCACGCUUGCGCUCGACGAGACCUUGUUGGUGCUGGGGACGGAUGGCGGAAGGAUAAUAUUGUGGGAGACGUGCACCGGUCGUUCAUUAACAGGCCCGCAAUCCCACCUCCAGCCCGUCAAUGUGCUCGCCGUUGACCCGACUUCGCAAUUCCUCCUCAGUGGCUCUUCCGACUCGAACAUCCAUGUCUGGUCAUUACCGUCCCUACUUUCGUUCACCGCACCAGCAAAUCCAACUCCGCUUCAUACCCUCUCCAACCACCGUGGAGGCGUCACGGCAUUGGCCAUUGGCCACAGCACCUCUAGUGCAAAUAUAGCCAUUUCGGCGUCAAAAGAUAAUACGGCCAUCGUUUGGGAUUACCAGCAAAACAACCUCCUCGCAACGUACCUUCUUGGCGAUACUCCCCUCGCCCUUACUCUUGAUGCCGCGGAUCGCGGAUUCUUCGCAACGUAUGAGGAUGGCAGCAUGCAGUACAUCGACUUUUACACUUCUGGAGACGCCGACGCACAAAAUAGCGCAACCGACUCCCUCCGUGAUCCCGAUACAUCCUACACACCCAUCACACCGGCACCUUCAACCCGGUGGCGCCCCACAAACCAAGACCUCGGUGCGGCUCAGAGCAUAGCACUAAGCUGGGAUGGAACAACUAUCCUGACUGGCCACUCCACCGGAAAAAUUGCAUCAUGGUCGCCUGUUGGCUCAACACACCUCAAGACUAUACUCAACACGCUGCCCGGCCCUGUUACUAAUAUCUCCUUCCUCCCCCCGACUGGUUUUCCAACCUCAACCAAUGAGCCCAAGUACAAGAUCCAUGCAGUAGUUAAGCCGCGCCUCGAUUUGAAGGCGCAUGUCAGCGACGGGGAAGUCUCAAGCCCUGUGCCAGCUGCGUAUGCUUUCAAUGCUCAGCUCGUCGACUCAAUCUCGCGGCCGACAGUCUCCGCUUCCAAAUCCAGAAAAGGCAGCAAGAAGAGCGCAUUCGAGGAAGCUCUGACACAUACUAGCUUUCCAUCGGAGUUGCUGGAGCACAGCCUUGCAGAGCUUAGUGCCUUCGCUGGCUCCGGCCAAUCGACUGCUGCGGUGGCGCCUCCAGCUCCUGCCGAUGGCGAGGCAGAUUUCAUGGCUCUGGACACGGAGGAAGACGCGGGCUCGAAUGCGAAUGAGGCAUUGGAGCGCGAAAAUAAGGAACUGCGUGAGCAAUUAGAGUCUCUCCAGCGCUUGCAGAAGGCGACCCUGAAGCAGCUUGCAGAGCUGAAAGAAGAAAAGAAGAAGUCGAAGGGAGCAGCAGCACCGAGCGAGAAGGAGACGGCGGAUGGAAAGAGUGACAGGGAAAGGAAGAGUGAAAGGUUACGUAGGCUCGUGGAGAAGAUGGGCGAUUGA